Molecule: messenger RNA, 2498 nt
Organism: Saccoglossus kowalevskii
Lineage: Eukaryota; Metazoa; Hemichordata; Enteropneusta; Harrimaniidae
Product: FAD-dependent oxidoreductase domain-containing protein 2-like
Biological process (GO): ERAD pathway
Cellular component (GO): endoplasmic reticulum lumen
Molecular function (GO): monooxygenase activity; flavin adenine dinucleotide binding
Source: RefSeq, a predicted model, not a curated record
GUUUGUAGCAUCGAGAGGUUAUGGUAGCAUCACAGUCCCGGGAUAGAGGGACUGUGGUAGCAUGUAUGAAUGACUUUUUCAAGGAAAUACACAUGCUGGACAUCGUGGUCACACAUGAUCGCGUGAUUUCCUGUAGGACUUAUAUCAUGUGUGUUCACACUUACGGGGCAGGUGACUAAACGUGAUCGCCUCCAUAUUUAGUAGUGAUUGAAAGAACACGGGGUGCGGCUAACGGAACAUGUACGAUUAUAAAAGAGUUCAUCUCACUGCUACGAUCACAGUAUUCUUUGGGCCACCAAAACAUUCUAGAUUCUCACGCAGUCAUGGCUUCAGAAAAUAAGAAGAUGCCUGGUCAGUACGACUACAUCAUUGUUGGUGCAGGUCCAGGUGGCUGUCAGAUGGGUUAUUUCCUGGAGAAGAAGAAGCGUAGUUACGCCAUCUUGGAAAUGAAUGAUUUACCAGGCUCGUUCUUCGCAGAACACCCACGUCAUCGUACUUUGAUAUCGAUCAAUAAAAGAUUCAACCCAUUCCCGGAGCCCGAAUACAACAUGCGACAUGACUGGAACUCAUUGCUAAGCGAUGAUCCCGAACUCCACUUUACUAAAUACUCCAAAGAGCUGUUCCCCAACGCCGAUGAUCUGGUUCGCUACAUGCAAGAUUUUGCCACCAAGUUCAACCUCAAUAUUCAUUACAAUACUCGAGUGGAGAAGGUAAAGAAACUGGAAAAUCAGGCCAAAUCUAGUGAAAAUUUCUCUCUUCAAACGUCCAAAGGAGAGUACCGAUGCAGAGUUCUGUUAAUUGCUACUGGUGCACGUGAUGAAAAAGUCCCUAAGAAAAUCAAAGGUCACGAACUCAUGGAGACGUACUGUAGCCACAGUCUCGACACCGAGAAAUACAACGGAAAGAAAGUGUUUAUUCUUGGUAAUGGCAACAGUGCCUUCGAAGUUGCUAACCAUCUGGCUGGAGCAGCUAGUAUAAUACAUAUAUUUGGUGAUCGAAAAGUGAAGCAUGCUUGGGACACUCACUUUGUAGGUGAUCUUAGAGCAGUUAACGAUACGGUACUUGACAUGUACCAGUUGAAAUCUCUUCACGUUUAUCAGGCUGUGAACGUGAUAGAAGUGGAGAAAACAGAUGAAGGAUAUGUUCUUACCAUUGACGACGUUGUUCCACAUUGGCGAGAAAGUCAGGGCCACGUCAGAGUGAAACUACCUCCAUAUGAUCACGUGAUCUGCUGCACUGGCUUCAAUUACGUUGAUUUGUCAAUGUUUGACGAUAAUUGCAAACCAGUUACCAAACAAGAUGACAAGUUUCCAGUUGUUUCCAAUACGUGGGAAUCCAACAUCGACAAUAUGUAUUUUAUGGGCACAGUUAUGCAGUGCCGCGACAGAAAAGCUGCGUCCGGAUUUAUUCAUGGGUUCCGAUACAACGUGCGUACUCUGCACAAGUUCCUUGAAGAACGUUACGAAGAAGUCCCAUAUCCACGCGAACUUUACCCGCUUGAAAUUAACACACUCUCUGACAAGAUCUUGGAACGUGUAAGUGUUAGUGAUGGUAUAUACCAGAUGAACAACGAGUUGUGUCACGUGAUAGCCAUUCCUGACUUCGAUCCUAACAUGAAAGGAGAAAUUAAAGCUGAACUCUACCAAGAUUUCCCCAAACCAUAUGUACUUGACACUGCCAUUAAAGGAAGAUUCGAUAAAUACAAGCACGUGUUCGUUAUUGUACUCGCGUACGGAUUCCAAGACUUUGGAGAAGACGGCAAACACGCCAUGGAUUUUGCUCACUUCCCCGAACUGAACGCUACUGAUUGUCAGGCAUUUCUGCAUCCCGUUAUUACCUACUACAAGGACGGUGAUCUGAAGGACGAACUGAAAUUACCCGAGUCGUUAAUGCUGAGAUUCGACAUUCCUUUGACUCUGAACCAAAACCCUGAUGUAGGAAAUAAUAGGCUGAGGAAUUUCAUAAACAAACAGCUAAAUCUGAAGCCCGGGCAACAUUUGUAUGACGGAUUCUUCAUGGAGAAAGUGACAGACAGGGUCACUCCCUUCACAGAGGACGAGAAAAGAAGAGUGCCAGACCUUAGUGUAUUCAAGACGUGUAUUCCAUUCAGCAUAGACUUAAAACCGGCCCACUAAUGUCUAAAUAUCAACUUCUGGUGCACGAGAAAUCAUCUAUUGGACCGCCGUGAAAUUAUGUUCAUCCUAUUGAUGCCCUCCUCAACUAAAUCUGUUUUAAGAUGACCCCCCAAACGAAAGCAAUGUCAGUUGUUACUACUGCUAUGUUUGUCACAACAAUUAAAUUACGAGAGUGGAUAGCAACCACGAUCAAGCCAACAUCGGCAUUGGAUAUAUACUCACGAAUCGCUGCUCUUUUUCAUAUUAUUAUUUGUUUAGUAGUAGUACAAUGUAUUAUACAAACCAUGUAAUUGUUAGAUUAUUUGAAUAACAAUGUAUAUAUGUGGUAUUGGAGAUUAAAUUGUAGCAAAUCGAUAGAACAAA